UGUGCUCCCCUGGGGCAAGAGAGGUCGAGCAAGCAGUUUGGGUGGGAAAAGAGAACUGGAGGAAGUUGACAGGGAUGGGCGGGGCCCGUGGGGGGGCUGACCAGGAACCCAGCUUCCUGCUCAGUACCCAGGCAUCUAGCCCCUGGCGCACCCCCACCCCUUCCAGCCCCCACUCCCCUCAGGAACCUAGGGUUCCAGCCCUCCUACCAAAUCCCAGCUACCCCUCCCCCCAUCAGUUUCUCCCCCGCAGGGGAUGGAGGCCGAGAGACCCCAGGAAGAAGAGGAAGGUGACCAGGAUCAGGGCCCCCAUCAGGAUGAGCUUGACUGGCCCCCUGUGAACACCACCGCUCGGCCUUGGCGAUCUGCUCCUCCAUCCCCUCCUCCUCCAGGAACCCGCCACACAGCCCUGGGGCCCCGCUCCGCCUCCCUGCUUUCCCUACAGACUGAGCUCCUUCUGGAUUUGGUGGCUGAGGCCCAGUCCCGCCGCCUAGAGGAGCAGAGAGCCACCUUCCACAUCCCCCAGAACCUCCCAAGCAUAGCCCCAGCCCCACUCCGGCCUCUUGAGGACAGAGAACAGCUCUACAGCACUAUCCUCAGUCACCAGUGCCAGCGGAUGGAAGCCCAGCGGUCAGAGCCUCCCCUACCCCCAGGGGGACAGGAGCUCCUGGAGUUGCUGCUGAGAGUUCAGGGUGGGGGUCGAAUGGAGGAGCAAAGGUCCCGGCCCCCCACACAUACCUGCUGAGACUUGAGCCCGCCCCUACCAGCCACUCCGCACUCCUGGGGCUCAAAGCUGGGCAGCCCACGGCAUGCCCUCAACUCCUGCUUGGCAGGGACACCAGAGACUGGAGGACCCAGGAGAAAUCUCAAUAUUCAUCACCCUCAUCCACCUUUCCUGGGAAUGGAGGUGGUGAAAGUCCUCAAACCCUGGGCAUAGUCAGUAGGAUGGUCAUUUAACUCCCUGCCCCAGUAUGUAGGAGCUUGAAGCAGUGAAAGGAUCCCAGCCACUGAGGGACACCCCACCCCCUCCCCUGAUCCCAAGUAGUGGCAGUAAGUCCUGAGCUGUGGAGACACCCCCAGUGGUCUAGCCACUAGGCAGAAUCUGAGGGCUCAGGCCUCCAUCUCCCAAAAAAAGGCAAAUCUCCCAAGGUUAGGGCCUGACAGACAGUUCCACUCUCCUUCUCAGUAAUAAGGGAGAGAGGGCAUUGCAAAGAGAGAGAUCAUUCCCCCACCCCACCCCCAGCACCCCCAGCCCCAGGACUGAGGGGCCUACAGGCUGUGAAUGGACACUUAGCACUGCCCACCCCCCCACCCCUAUCCCCCCCCACCCCCGCCUCCCCACUGCUGCUCUGAGUCUGAUGUUUUGGUUGUAUGAAUAAAUGUUAAUUCUCCUCCGAACUGAAGAAGACUGGUG
Molecule: messenger RNA, 1411 nt
Organism: Zalophus californianus (California sea lion)
Lineage: Eukaryota; Metazoa; Chordata; Mammalia; Carnivora; Otariidae
Gene: GPSM3
Product: G protein signaling modulator 3
Exons: 4
Coding region: 254-742 (162 amino acids)
Biological process (GO): regulation of inflammatory response
Molecular function (GO): GTPase regulator activity; protein binding
Source: RefSeq, a predicted model, not a curated record